Messenger RNA from Venustampulla echinocandica, 1371 nucleotides. RefSeq lists its product as uncharacterized. Gene Ontology annotation, biological process: cell surface receptor signaling pathway; adenylate cyclase-activating G protein-coupled receptor signaling pathway. Gene Ontology annotation, cellular component: plasma membrane. Bases 1 to 1371 code for a protein of 456 amino acids. The record is from RefSeq and is a predicted model, not a curated record. The transcript has 3 exons. Lineage: Eukaryota; Fungi; Ascomycota; Leotiomycetes; Helotiales; Pleuroascaceae. Gene Ontology annotation, molecular function: G protein-coupled receptor activity.
AUGAAGAUCGCUGAGAUCGAGCAGCGCCAUCUUAACAAUUUCCAGUUUGUAGAGCGUGCUGCCUCGUCGCUGUCUCUCGUUGGAAUAGUCUUCAUCAUCGUUUCCUACUCGGUCUCCAACGCCUUUCACAAGCCAAUCAACCGACUAGUUUUAUAUGCGUCAGUAGGAAACAUAUUCACAAAUGUUGCGACCAUUAUAUCUAGAGAUGCGUUGGACAAUCCAGGCGUCUGCAAGCUACAAGCAUUCCUGAUCCAAUUGUUUAUGUCCGCUGAUGCAUACUGGACUCUGGCAAUGGCUUGCAAUGUGUGGCUCACGUUUUACCAGAAGUACGACGCGGCUCGACUUCGUAAGUUAGAAAAGUACUACCUUUCAGCCUGCUAUGGCUUUCCAUUCAUCCUCGCCUUCUCAUUCAUCUUUAUCAAAACCGAGGCCAAAGGCCCCAUGUAUGGCAAUGCCACUCUCUGGUGCUGGAUAGCAGGUACCUGGGAUAUCUUCAGGGUGGCGUGCUUCUAUGGACCGAUCUGGGUCUCUAUCCUCAUCACUCUGGCUAUAUACCUUCGGGCUGGUAAAGAUAUCUAUGUAAAGAGGCAACAGCUCCUCAAGUUCCACACCCCGGUGUCCGAGCCUAUCAUCCUAACCAACCCAUUCGCGGGACCUAACGAAAUCACCCGAACGACUGAUAUUUCUGUCAACUACGAGAACGUUGGGGGCCCAACCUCAAGUUCUUCCCAGCGUCGCGAUGACUCCGGAGUUCCGUAUCCAGCUCCAGCAGCCAAUCCGAAAAAUGAAUUCACCGUGGAUAUUUCUAGCGCGCAAGGGAAUGUCGUAAACCCUUACCCCUACCCAGAGAAAUCCAGGAGGGCCUCGAUGACGGAGUCAAUUAUUCCAAUCGAGCCCACUGUACAGAUUUCUCACCAACCUCGCGGCAAGCAUAACAACAUGGAGGCCAAUAAUGCUGCUUGGGCAUACACGAAGGUUUCUCUUCUCUUCUUCGUCGCAAUGAUGAUCACCUGGAUUCCCUCGUCUGCCAACCGUGUCUACUCCGUUGUUCACCCCGGACAGAUAUCGCUGCCUCUCCAAUAUGCAUCCGCCCUUGUCCUCCCACUGCAAGGCUUCUGGAAUGCACUUAUCUACACCAUAACCAGUGCAAAGGCAUGCAGGAAGCUCUGGCACAGCAUACGAAAUAUGAGGCCCUUGCAAUACAGGUCCCGUCGUCGGAGGGCGAACUUCGCAGAAGUAGAUGCAGAACACCAUGGCGCUACACGAUCAUACCCCAACAAAACUCAGAAUCGAAGCUUUUCAGAAGAGUCGGAUAGUAUGACCGGGCUCAAGCCUCUUCCUCGCCCUAACACCAAAGGCUCGUCAUUGUGA